AGAUAUCUUGCUAUCUUCGACGAAGUUGCAAGAUUUUUUUUUUCGGGCCACGAUCUACAUUUCCACAUCGAAUCAGUAACCGAUAUCUCCAUCUACAUAAACAUACAAUUAAAUAUAAUUUUCCCCAACGAAAAAACCGCGCUAAUUGCGUAACCGACUGAUAGAGUGCAUCAGAAAAAAAAGGUACUAAUCAAUCCCCGAUUUUCAGUCCGACGCAACUCGUUUCGAAGUACGAUGACUUCUUCGGAUGCAAACGAGUUGCCCUACGACGACAACGAAAACUUGGACUUCAACGGAUACAAGCGAAACGGUUGCAAAACGGCAAUAACCUACUUCCUUUACGCAAUCACUUUGGGAUUUCUAAGAUUGUUCUUCCACUGGUUCCCCACCUGGCAUCUGUACGCCACUCAUUCCAAGUGCAGCUUGCGCGACGCCGAUAAGGUGUUAAUCACCGACCUCUACCAUUCCCUGUGCAAGAUUUACUUCGUUGAAGAGGUCGAGUUCGUGACUUCGCCGGAUAGAGGUCGCCCGUUGGUUGCCUACUUAGAGGAUGGAUCCGUGCACAAGAAUCACCAGCUGCGGGUGGUACGGUGUAAGAAGCUGUGCUACGUUUGGAGUGGGACAGAGUCGAAAUUCCUGAGGCUGGUAGGUUUGGAUGUUGGGCAAAAGUGCGCGGAUUAUUACAGCUUUGCCGGUUACUCAGAGGACGAGAGGAACCUCAGAUUGGCAACGUACGGAGAAAACGAUAUUAACGUCCCAUUGGAUACAAUUUUGAGCCUCUUCUUUCUGGAGGCGCUCACUCCGUUUUACUUCUUCCAGGUGUUUAGUUUAAUUGUCUGGUUCCUGGAUGAGUACUACUAUUACGCCGUGGCUAUCAUCAUAAUGUCCGUGGUUGGAAUUGCGACCUCCGUUUUGCAAACGAGAAAGAAUCAACAAAGCCUGAAAAAUACGAUCGCCUCCUGCGAAACGGUCUCAGUUCGCGCCAAUGACGGAGCUUACCAUCAGAUACUUUCGCAUCGGCUGGUUCCGGGUGACGUUAUUGAGAUACCAUCGGGCGGAUGCGUUAUGCAAUGUGACGCCGUUUUGGUAAACGGAAAUUGCACAGUGAAUGAAAGCAUGCUUACAGGGGAAUCGAUACCGGUCACCAAGACUCCAAUUCCCAAAACGGGGGCGCUGUACAAAAUCCAGGAGGACGCAUUUCACACACUGUUUUCCGGCACGAAAGUGAUACAAACGCGGGUACCUCCGGACCAGAAGGUGCUCGCCGUCGUGAUACGCACCGGCUUCCUGACGAGCAAAGGGGAACUGGUGCGCGCCAUACUCUUCCCGACACCAAGCGACUUUAAGUUCGACCAGGACAGCUACAAGGUUCUCAUAGUGUUGGCCAUUGUCGCGUUUAUAGGGGCCAUCUACACGGUCGUGUCAAAGAGUACUAGAUCAAUUGAGGUCGGUUACAUAUUCCUUAAGGCACUCGAUUUGAUUACAGUCGUGAUACCGCCCGCCCUACCUGCCACUAUUACCAUCGGGAAACUGUACGCGCUUCACCGCCUGAAGAAGAAGGAGAUCUUUUGCAUUAACUCCAAGGUGAUUAAUGUAUCGGGAAGCGUCGACUGCAUGUGCUUCGAUAAGACAGGAACGUUAACCGAGGACGGUUUGGAUAUGUGGGGCGUGGUGGGUUGCGACGACCAGAAGUUGACCAAACCGCUUAGAGACGUAGACGCUUUGGCAAAGAGCUCCAAGUUGCUCCACGGAAUGGCGACGUGCCACUCACUGACGAUCAUUGAGGACCGAAUCAUGGGUGAUCCCUUGGAUGAAAAGAUGUUCGAGUCAACCGGUUGGUGCUUGGAGGAAAACAGCACAACCCACACCGCCAUGGUUAAGCACAACGGAAACGAAUUCGAAAUCCUGCACAGAUUUCCGUUCUCCUCCCGCUUGCAGCGCAUGAGCGUAAUAUGCGCGAGUAGAAACUCCGACGCGCUUCAAGUCUUCUGCAAGGGCUCGCCGGAGAUGAUCUCGUCACUGUCCGUGGCCGGCUCCGUUCCGUGCGAUCUUCGCGAGCAGCUUAAGACGUACACGAGGCACGGGUACCGAGUGAUCGCGAUGGGUUCACGAACGAUUUCGAAAGAUCGGGAUAUCGCCACCACCGAAAGGACCACCGUGGAAUGUGACUUGUCGUUUGACGGCCUGAUCAUUUUCGAAAAUCGAAUCAAACCGGUAACGGCGGGCGUUAUCAAGAUGCUUAAAGAUGCCCAUAUCAAGACCGUUAUGAUAACAGGUGACAACAUGGAGACGGCUCUUAGUGUGGCAGUGGAGAGUGGAAUAGUCGAGCGGGACGAAAACGUGGUUGUUGUAGAUGUGGAUCAGAGCGUUGAUGGCGAGUUGCGUUUGCUGUAUUCGGUCGAGGAGUCGUCUAAGUUAGACUCGUGCUUUAGUAACGAUGUUAUUCUGCCGAUGUCCGCGCCUAAUGUGCGUUACGCGAUGUCCGGUGCCAGUUGGAAGCGAGUUCAAAUGUAUUUUCCUCAGUGCGUCGAUGAACUUGUUCGGGAAGGGGUUGUGUUCGCCAGGAUGUCCGGCCUGCAAAAGCAGCAAGUAAUUCAGGAACUUAAAAAACAAGGAUACUACACAGGUAUGUGCGGAGACGGAGCGAACGACUGUGGAGCACUGAAAACCUCUCACGUUGGAAUAUCGCUAUCGAAAGAGGAGGCGAGCGUGGCAUCUCCGUUUACAGCCAAGCAAAACGACAUAUCCUGCGUAGAGGAAGUGAUCAGAGAGGGAAGAGCCGCCCUCGCGACCAGUAUGGGCAUCUUCAAAUUCAUGAUAUGCUACAGCAUAACGCAAUUCACCUCCGCAAUUAUACUUUACGGAAUCGACGACAACCUGACCUCCCUGCAAUUCUUAUUCGUUGACAUAGUGAUCGUGCUCAACCUGAUCUCCACGUUCGGCCGAACGAAACCGUCGAAAGGCGCCUUGAGUAAGGAACGCCUGGAGGGCGCCUUACUUAGUCUCACCUCCGUAAGCUCCAUCAUUUCGCAAAUCCUAUUUGUAAUAAUCUUCCAAGCGAGCGCCUACAAUCUAAUUCAUACCUACUCCUGGUUCACGCCCUUCCACUUCGACCAAAACAAUGUGCUCGCGUUGAGUAGCUACGAAAACUACGCCGUCUACGUAAUGUCACUCUUCCAGUACAUCAUCAUGAUAAUUGCGUUCUCGAAGGGCGAGCCGUACAGAAGAGCGAUCUACACGAACAAGAUAUUAUUCUGCGACGUUAUACUGAUGACAACAAUUUGCUUAUAUAUUCUCUUCUACCCCGCUAACUGGGUAAAGACAGUUUUGGACUUGAAGGUGCCCCCCGGCUACAACUUCAACCUUGUCGUCUUAGCCUUCGCCAUCGCAAACUUUAUCUGCGCGUUUAUAGCAGAAGAUUUGAUCGUGGGGUACGUUCUGGCAAAGAAGGUAUACCCGAAACUGUACCAGCUAUUCAGAAGAAGGGCCAAGUGUUCAAACAAAGCAGCUAGCAAUGAUUACAAAGUUGAGAAGAGCAAUGGGUUUAUAAAUAGGGCGUAUAACACCUUCGACGGCGAAACAUAGUCGUUCGAACUCACCUCGUGAUUGAUGAACUUCUAUUAUAUUAGCCAGUUUGCACACAGGGUUAUUUAUUUUUUGAUGUAAAUAGAUAGCAAAUAGAAUUUUGUACAUAGCGUAGCUACCCUUUGAAAUAAAUUUUUUAUCUACCGUC
Molecule: messenger RNA, 3733 nt
Organism: Photinus pyralis (common eastern firefly)
Lineage: Eukaryota; Metazoa; Arthropoda; Insecta; Coleoptera; Lampyridae
Product: probable cation-transporting ATPase 13A3
Exons: 14
Coding region: 235-3585 (1116 amino acids)
Biological process (GO): polyamine transmembrane transport; intracellular calcium ion homeostasis
Cellular component (GO): membrane
Molecular function (GO): P-type transmembrane transporter activity; polyamine transmembrane transporter activity; ATP binding
Source: RefSeq, a predicted model, not a curated record